Messenger RNA from Jaculus jaculus (lesser Egyptian jerboa), 2407 nucleotides. It is a transcript of the gene Lsm14b, whose product is annotated as LSM family member 14B. NCBI's taxonomy places the organism in Eukaryota, Metazoa, Chordata, Mammalia, Rodentia, Dipodidae. The transcript is spliced from 10 exons. Bases 38 to 1312 code for a protein of 424 amino acids. The record is from RefSeq and is a predicted model, not a curated record. Gene Ontology annotation, molecular function: mRNA binding.
GCUGGUUCCCCGCGCCCAGCGCGCCCCGGCCGCCGCCAUGAGCGGCUCGUCGGGCACCCCGUAUCUGGGUAGCAAGAUCAGCCUCAUCUCCAAGGCGCAGAUCCGCUACGAGGGCAUCCUCUACACCAUCGACACCGACAAUUCCACCGUGGCUCUCGCCAAAGUGAGGUCCUUUGGUACUGAAGACCGUCCCACAGAUAGACCUGCUCCCCCAAGAGAGGAAAUUUAUGAGUACAUCAUUUUCCGGGGAAGUGAUAUCAAGGAUAUCACUGUGUGUGAGCCUCCGAAAGCUCAGCACACCCUCCCUCAGGAUCCUGCUAUCGUUCAGUCCUCCCUGGGCUCUGCCUCCGCCUCGCCCUUCCAGCCACAUGUGCCUUACAGCCCCUUCAGAGGGAUGCCGCCCUACGGCCAGCUGGCAGCCAGCUCCCUGCUCAGCCAGCAGUAUGCCGCCUCCUUAGGUCUAGAGAAGUUGGUAAGCCCUCCAGCCUCAGCCGCUGCUUCCAGCCCUAGUUCUUCUCCAUCUCCACAGCCCGUUUCAGAGCUUGACAUGUCCUCAGAGCCACCUCAGCUCACUUCCAAGGGAGCUGGCUUUCCAUCUACCCCAGUCGGCAAGAGCCCCAUGGUGGAGCAGGCUGUCCAGACUGGUUCUGUUGAUAACUUGAAUGCCAAGAAGUUGUUACCCAGCAAGGGCACUUCCGGAACACAGCUAAAUGGUCGCCAGGCCCAGCCAAGCAGCAAGACUGCCAGCGAUGUAGUCCAGUCGGCACCUGGGCACACUCAAGGGCAGGUGAAUGAUGAGAACAGAAGACCUCCACGGAGGCGGUCAGGGAACCGGCGGACAAGGAAUCGAUCCAGAGGGCAAAGCCGUCCCACGAAUGUUAAGGAAAACACAAUUAAGUUUGAAGGAGACUUUGACUUUGAGAGUGCAAAUGCCCAAUUCAACCGAGAGGAGCUUGAUAAAGAAUUUAAGAAGAAACUGAAUUUUAAAGAUGACAAAGCUGAGAUAGGGGAAGAAAAGGACUCCACUAUAAUGACCCAGAAUGAUGAGACUCCUGCUGAGGAAGACCUCCUGGGGCCCAACUGCUACUAUGACAAAUCCAAGUCCUUCUUUGACAACAUCUCUUCUGAACUCAAAACCAGUUCCAGAAGGACAACAUGGGCUGAAGAGAGGAAGCUUAACACCGAGACCUUUGGGGUAUCAGGGAGGUUUCUUCGUGGCCGUAGUUCCCGUGGUGGAUUCCGAGGAGGCAGGGGCAAUGGGACAACCCGGCGCAACCCAACAUCCCAUCGAGCUGGAACUGGUCGUGUGUAAGGGUACAUAUAACCUAGGCUCCUGCGGAAGCAGCAGGCGAUGUUCAUCAGUGACGACAUAUGACAUAGGAAUGCCAUACUCACAGGAGACAUGGGUCCUGUUGACCAAGUCUGGAAAACUCCCCACACUGCUACUUGUGUUUUGGACUUAACUGAGCUUGGACAUGGUCUAGGUUAGAACCACUUGUUUUGGGGAAGCAUUUGUAGUUAGUCUCUUGACCUACAUUUCCUUCUUGGUUGCACACAGCCUAAUUCUAAGGUUUUUGGUAUUUUGCAAAAAGGUUUCUAUAAGGAAGGCUCUAUCCUUACUUUAUGACUGUUUGUUUCUUUUUCUUUUUUUUUUUUUUUUAAAAUGACAGCUGUGACUUUUAAAAUGGAACCAAACCUUAUUUGGCACAUGUGGUGGCCAAAUGCAUCAUUCUUCAGCCUAUCUGGCCUGGCUCCCUACUACUAAGGGUGGGUCUGAGGUAUGUGGGGUGGGUGGGUGUCCCAUGGAUCAUGUUAUGUAAGGAACCAGUGACUUGGGGGGGGGGGCUGACUAUGGGUAAAGUCAUGGACAGUGUCCUGAAUACUGUCAGGUCAUAUGGAGCCUGGGUUACUUAAGCAGCAAGGCUUCAGGUCCAAGGCCAGGUAGCCUGCCCCUGACCCUCUGUCCUGUCCCUGCAGCCUCCAGCCCAGGGCAGUCAGUGUUUGACUGAACACAAGGGUUCUCAUACACUUGGAAAUGAGCCAGUCUUUUUUUUUGUGGGGGGGGGGUCACUUGACCUUCUUUCCUCAAUUGUAAAUAGUUCUGUGUUUAUUUUAGAGGUGAUGAGGGAGGGUGGGAAUAUAAAUUUGUUGCAUGAGUAAAAAUGGGUCUGACUUUAAGUAUAAGCAUGCAUCUUCUGAUUGACAGGGCAUUUUUGUUGAAAAUAAGCACCUUGAUAACUAAAUUCCCUUCAAAUAGCUGUAAAAGGCGUUAGUUCUGUAUUGAAGUCACACUGUAAAAGCUUGGAUUUAUUUUUGUAGGAUGUCAUGGCUGAGAAUAGAACAUAGCAUUGGGGCUACUCUGUCAGGGUAAUGUAAGCUCUAAAUAAACAUGCAAAUUUUCAAAUUC